This is a messenger RNA of Daphnia pulicaria, 1171 nucleotides long. RefSeq names its product proline-rich protein PRCC-like. The record is from RefSeq and is a predicted model, not a curated record. Gene Ontology annotation, cellular component: nucleus. Bases 113 to 1123 code for a protein of 336 amino acids. The transcript has 3 exons. Lineage: Eukaryota; Metazoa; Arthropoda; Branchiopoda; Diplostraca; Daphniidae.
GAACAGAGACAGAGUUAGUCGGCCUUGCAAAUAACAGAGCAGUCACAACAAGUCAACAAGUCAACAAGCAGAUUUGUAAUUUUGUUUUAAACAUUUCUCAAUAAUCAACACAAUGGCGUUAAAUUUGGUGGCGUAUGAUGAAAGUGGCAGUGAAUCCGAUGAAGAAAUGGAUCAAUCGCCUGCAAUAGCUUUCUCUAAAUACAAAAAUGAAGAUGGGAGCAUUCGUGAAGAUUUAGGUGAUAUACCAAAACCAUCCGAAAAAGAACUCAAACUAGCAGAGCUUGCUAGCAGAGAAAAAGCAAAUUUGAAGAAAUCUGAGUUACUAUCAAAUAUAAGCCAAAGAAAGAAUGGAAAAAUUUUAAUUGGCAUACCGUCACUAACUGAUCUGGAAGACUAUACAGAAACAAAAAAAAUUAAGAAAAUAGACAAACCACUUGCUGUAGGACAAUCAAAACUAUUUUCAAAACUACCACCUCCAAAAAAUUCACAUCAUGAGCCUCCGUCAGAAAUCGCAAAACCAGUUGUGAAACCCCUGAUGAAGAAAAGUACCCCUCUUAUUCCUCAGUCUGUUGCUAGACAGCAGUCUUCCAAGAAAGAUUCUGAUGAUGAGGAUGUAUCUGACAGCUUCUUUACAAUGGAUGAGCCAGCCUUAAAAGUGCAGGCAGAACCAAUGGAUAUUGGGCCAGUCUUCCAAACAAUCAGUUCAACAAGCCAACAAGCUGAACCAGCUUACCCUAGCAUGCCUACCAAUCAGCAGUAUAACAUGGCUGGAAUUUCAGACACUUACCAAACAGAAGAUGCUGGAUUGGAACUUGACCAUGUUGCAUUACAGGCACUUCAGGGUUCCUCUGGAGUCAAACGCAAAUUACCAGAUGAUGCACAAAUUAUAGAUAUUCAAGGAGAGCGUUUGACGUAUGAUCCCAACAUGUCAUAUUUGAAGGCAAUUUCUGAAGAAAAGUCUGCUAGUAGAGGUCCAGAUAUAGCCUACAACAAGCUACAAAAGAAGAAGCAUCAAAUCACUUACUUGGCUGCCCAAGCAAAAGCUCGUGAGGUUGAUCUUAAAAACCAGUGGGCUCAAAACAAAUCCACGAAACGACAGACACAAGCAAAAUAUGGAUUUUAACGUAUAUGUUUGAGCUCGUUGGGAUCGUGAAUACAUGUUGACAAAUAA